UUUCAAUGGAAAAUGGCGACGUAUUGAUUCAGUGGUGUCUGGCGAAGUUGGUCAAAUAGUUUCAGGAUUUAAUCGAUUGGCGCAAGUUGUUCCGGUGAUUUUCGCGUUCACGAAGAGCAAACCUUAGCGGACAUCUACCAAAACAAAAGUAGAUUACCAAAGUCCGUUUGAAAAACCUUCUGACUCUGUCUGUCUGUAUGUGAAGUCGUCACAUCUAAAUCGACAAUCUUUGUCCCGUGUAACCAAGUCUCUUCCAAAAAUCAAAACAGCAAGAUUUAAGAAGCGAAUUGCAAAAAAGAUCAGCUCUCCUGUCGUAUGGCUUCUCUUGGAGGAGGCCGACUUGGUGGCGGACGGCGUAGUCCGUCCCCGCGAGGCGGUUCCAGUAAACUGCGUAUGGACCGGAAGCCUGGACACGUUCGAAUCAAUGAUCCCAGUUUGCCGGCUGGAAAACGUAAGGAAAUCGAUAACGUUAUGCGGAAGGCACGAGCUUUCCCCAACCAAACUUGGGAUAAGAAGCUGUUAGAAGUGGAAGAAAAGGAUCCCAACCGCUGGCGUCAUACCGGAUUCAAGAAAAUGUACAUAGAAGAAGAUCCGAGCAGCUCGGACAGCGAACGAGGCGGAGGAGUUACUCGUUUCGGAAAUGGUCCUCCGUCGCGCCGUAGUCGUAGUCGUAGUCGAUCGCCGCGUUCUCCUCCGCCUCGCCAACGGCGCAGUCCAUCGCCACCGAUGCGCAAACGUCGCCCACCGGUGUCUCCCUCACCGCCACCAGCUAUGAGGCGCAGGCCGUCUUCAAUGUCCCCGUCGCCCCCGGUGAUGGGCCUCAAACGGCGACCACGUUCGCCGCCACCACGCAUGCUUCGCCGUCCGUCGCCACCCGAAUUUCACCGUAAGUCACCACCCCGGUCGACGUCUGGCUCCCCAGGUCGUCGGGGACCACCAAUGCGCCGGAUGUCACCGGUUCCGGCACCCAGAAUGCGUGCCAAACGACCACCAUCACCGCCACCCAAGAUGAGGCGUUCCCAUUCAAUGUCCAGUGGUUCCGAGGAUUCCUGCUCCGGAUGUUCUAUGGAUGAAAGACAUCGUCGUCGGUCUCGAUCUCGUUCGUUGUCCGGUCCGCGUCCGCGCAUGCGUGUCAUUUCGCCGCCGCCCGGGGCACACAUUCCGACGAAAAGCCGCCGUGACGGUCCGGGAUUGCGUCCGAUGAGUCCGCCGCCUAGCGACCCGCGUCGCAAGGAACCGAUGCCAAAGGUACACCGCAUGGACAAGGAUCCGAGGGAGCGAAUUUCCAGACCGAUUCCCCCUCCUCCGGCACAGGAACGUAUUCGUCGACCGCAAACACCCAGCUCCGAUAAGCUUCCAUCGCCGAAACAGGUUCGCGUUCCGAAACAUAAAGUGGUACCGGAAGAUCCUCGUCCGGUGAAGGUUCGGCAGCCGAAACCGCCCCCGCCAGAAGCUCCGGCUCCGAGCAAAAAACACAAGGAUAAAACCGAGAAGCUUCGUGCACGAGUUAAAAUCGAAGGCGAACCGAAACAGCGUCGUCCACGAUCUCCGUCGUCCGGUUCCGAGGAGUCUUCCAGCAGCGAAAGUUCUCUGCCACGGUUUACGGCCACCACUCGGCUAACGCUGUCGGAGAGGUUCGGUAAAAUGGCACAAUGGAGCGUCGAUCGGAGUAAUAUGGAAAACAUGCGCAUCACCAAGAACAGCUCCGGUGGGGAUCUGAAAGUGAUGAUCGAGGAAGAAAUGGAAGCGCCCCCUCCGGUUCGUUACACCUAUUCGCCGGCACCGGCUGGUCAUUUCCCCGAAGAACUCAUGACAACCGGACCGAGUGGGUUGUCCUCGUGGGAUGACGUCCGCGUACGGUACGAAUAUUACAAGAGCCGUGGCUAUUUGAGGGAUUUGGAUUUGGAGGAUUACAUCAAAUGGGAAGAAUGGUGGUACAAAUAUCAAGAGUGGCUGAAGCAGGAACGCUACUACGAGCUAUGGGAACGGUCGCAGAUGCGACGCCGUAAAAAAGUUCCCAUCUCCCAGCGACUAAAUUAAAUGCCUAACCCAUCUAGCUGGAGAACAGAAACAUAUUUAAAAGAGGAAAAUUUUAGUACCACAUUGAUGUUAUAAGCUUACCGCAAUCAUUGCCAAAUGUUGCAAAAUGGCAAUUUAGUUUAUAAUUUCAUGAUUAGAACAUACAUGUGCAUUCUCGAAAGAUGAACGAGAAGGUGUUCGCUAGAAACUAAAGCGAGAUUAAUUACAGCGUAUUAUAUUUAUGUUUUAUUAAUGAUCACGAUUAAAAUGUGACCAGAAAAGCAUCAGCACAUCAUCUCCCCUGUAGCCGGAUGUCUACCAGAAAUGUGUGUUUCUCAUCUAAAGUUUACAACCUAAUAGUAAUGGUAAGUACGUUUUUGUUUUCUUGAAAUGUAUUCACGUACAUCAACUUUAGUAUAUACCCUGUACUUAUCUGCUAUUUUAGGAAUCCACACUAAACAGUAAGAAAAUAAAUGUAUAAAAUAUCUAAA
This is a messenger RNA of Uranotaenia lowii, 2510 nucleotides long. Its product is annotated as serine/arginine repetitive matrix protein 1. Bases 316 to 2040 code for a protein of 574 amino acids. The record is from RefSeq and is a predicted model, not a curated record. The transcript is spliced from 8 exons. Lineage: Eukaryota; Metazoa; Arthropoda; Insecta; Diptera; Culicidae.